Molecule: messenger RNA, 2722 nt
Organism: Sycon ciliatum
Lineage: Eukaryota; Metazoa; Porifera; Calcarea; Leucosolenida; Sycettidae
Product: coiled-coil domain-containing protein 22 homolog
Exons: 18
Coding region: 193-2088 (631 amino acids)
Biological process (GO): positive regulation of ubiquitin-dependent protein catabolic process
Molecular function (GO): cullin family protein binding
Source: RefSeq, a predicted model, not a curated record
GAUCGAGCUCAGACACAGUCGAGUCAGUUCGAUCUCAUCUCACCACCACCAGGCCACUCCACCAGUGCACUCUCUAAAGAUUAGUAGAUAGUCCAGCCCAGGUGAGGAGUUGUCCUUGAUUCCAGGAGCGGGGUUGGAUCCGAGAACUCAGCUAGACUAAACUAGGUUUGAGAAGUGAGUUACCCGUUCGCCAUGGAUGAAGUGGACAACAUCAUCAUCGUUACCUUGCGACAGGUCGGCUGCACCAUUGAUGACAGCCUGAAGACACUAGCCGCCUUCAGCAGUGAGCUGAUCGUUGAAGGGUGCGUACGAUGCCUGAAGGUGAUCAACAGCGAUGUGGACUUGCCGCUCAAGCUGCCGGAGAGCAUGUCGGUGCGCUUUCGCAUCGGCACAGCGCUGGCACAGGCAUGCAAGGAUGUUGGCUAUGAGGGAGAAAUUGGUUACCAGACAUUUCUCUAUUCCAACGUGGAGAGCGUUCGACGGCUGUUCAUGUUCCUGAUCGAACGCCUGCCAAGAGAUGGAGGCGAGACUUCCGAUGAGCCGACAGGUUUUGCUGUGCUACUUGGCCGCAACAUCUCCGCCGAGCUGGCGCGACAGCUGCAGCAGCGCUGGACGCCUGGCUUUUGCAAGCAGCAUGGACGCUCCAUGGAUGCAGCAACUGGGCACUGGCACUGGGAGGGCUCUUCUGGUCGUCACAAUGUUCGCGUAACACCACUGCUUGCACCCACGGGCCUCUGUGACCUGGAAACUACUGUUGGCAAAGAUGCGAGGGCAUACUUCAAGCAACACCUCCGGCCAGUCACUCAGCAGCCUCAUAAGAAUUACGACGCUGUGCCAUCCAUUCUGGAGUGGGACGCUGUCAAGCUGACGGCAGCCCAGGACUGGGAGACCGAGUGGAAUGAGCUGGGUCUGAGGUCGGGACUGUCUCAACAGGACUACAAGCAGCGCAAGGCUGACCUGAGACACAAGAACUUGGCAACGAGUAUGCGCACAGCCAUGCAGCAGUCUGCCACCGCCACUCGGUUCAGUGACUUGCGCGAACUGCUCGACUCCUUCGCCCCACGUGGCGGUUACCAGCAGGACAAGGGAACUCGCUUCACACACGCCAAAGACCUGCAGUUCACACAGGCGACGGAGACCGCUGCUGUUGAGGAGAUCAAGGUGGAGAGUGCCGAGGAUAUCAUGCAACAACGUGAAGAUGAGCUAGCUAACCUCACUAGCAAGCUGGAGAAGAUCAACGGUACUCUGGAGCGUAUGGAGCUGGACAUCAAACGCUUCUCAACAAACACAAGCAGGGUUGUGGAGAUGGGAAAAUCUCUACAACGUGCCAACACGGAGAAAGAGGACGACUACAAGAUCAAGAAGAAAGCUAUGGAGAUGCUUCCAGAUGCCGAGGCCAAUGUUCUCAAGCUACAGGACAUUGUUGAGACCAGUGCACAGCGCAUAGUCACACUGGCUGGACAAUGGGAGCAACGCCGGCAAUCGCUAAUAGCAACCUACAGAGAACUCAAGGUCACAAACUCCUCAAAGAUGACGGAUACAAAGCGAAUGCUGCAAGAGAUCAAUGAGCUUCGUGACAAGAUCAAGGAUUCGAGCAAAGAAGUGCGCGCCAAGGAAGAGCUUCACAAACAGCUGGUAACAGAGCAUGAACGUUUGACCAAGGAUAUCAGCCGCUCUUCCUAUACACGCCGUAUCAUGGAGAUUGUUAACAACAUUUCCAAACAGAAGAGAGAAAUUGGAAAGGUGCUGUCAGAUACAAGGCAGCUGCAGAAGGAGAUCAAUAUGCUCAGUGAGAAGCUGGGAAGAACGUUCACUGCUACGGAUGAACUGAUCUUCAAGGACGCAAAGAAGGAUGAAACAUGCCGGUCGGCUUACAAGUACCUUGCCACCUUACACGACGAGUUUGAUCAGUUGAUCAAAGCCGUGGAGGAGACUGGAAUGACACUACGGGAAAUCAGAGACUUAGAGGAUCAGAUCGAGAAAGAAACCAAGAAAGGUGUUCGUGAGAAUUUGGAAAAGAUCACGAAGGACUACGAGGAGAUCCGCACCGAGAACAAGGCCUACACUGCAACGCUGAAAGGAAAGUGAAAACUUCGCGGCCUGAUCACCGUGACAAUGGCUUCGUCCACUAUUUCUUACACACCGUCAGAUCUCAUCACACCAGCACAGUCACAAUGAUGUCAUAAAUCCUGUAGCAGGCUCAGGCAGUCAGGCAGUCAGGCUAUAGUACCCUGCUUUCAACAUUGACAGUUUGUAAUGGAUAGGAAGUAGCUAGCUAUGAAUGAAGACCGGCGCAUUUGUGACGUCACCGAAGCAAAUGAUAAAGUUCCUUUGCACAUGUUGUACCAGUGGGCUGCAUUUCAUAAUUUUUGCAAAUUGAAGUAUUUCUUACACAGAAUGUUUAGGCGGAGAGCCGGAAGCAGCUCUUCAUUGGAGCACGCCCCACCCAUAAUCAAUACUAUUUUAAAGUAUUAUUUUUUAUUUCAAGUUUGCCAAUCUGCUAGAUUUCCUUCUGAUACUUUACUCUGGCAAGCCGGCUACAAUAUUUAUAGUAGUAGUCACUGUUACCAGAACUCAGUAGCUACAUUGAAUCAGCUACCGCAGUGUGCAUCUCAGUAGCUACAUUGAAUCAGCUACCGCAGUGUGCAUCUCAGUAGCUACAUUGAAUCAGCUACCGCAGUGUGCAUCUCGGUACGCGGAAAUAUAGAGAUUGCAAGAAUGA